Thunnus maccoyii (southern bluefin tuna) is the source of this 1094-nucleotide messenger RNA. Its product is annotated as protein phosphatase 1 regulatory subunit 12B-like. Gene Ontology annotation, molecular function: phosphatase regulator activity; enzyme inhibitor activity; protein kinase binding. Gene Ontology annotation, cellular component: cytoplasm. Lineage: Eukaryota; Metazoa; Chordata; Actinopteri; Scombriformes; Scombridae. Bases 224 to 775 code for a protein of 183 amino acids. The record is from RefSeq and is a predicted model, not a curated record. The transcript has 7 exons.
CUCUCAUCAGAUAUGCAAUGUCUCACCAUCGCAGGAAGAUCACACUUCAGUUGCUAACUAAGGAUAAAGCCACAUCAGGAUCUUAUUUCUGUGGAUGGUAAAGAAAAAUAAUUCCUCAACAUCUUACAGUAUUUUCUGUAAGAAAUACUUUUUUCUUUUUAACUUUUUGAGGGACAGUGGAUCAGAGUACAGCUGCAUGCAGUGGCUAUAGCAACUCGCAGCGAUGUCAUCUCAACUCUCUCACAACAAAGAUCAGCCACGCAUUAGAAAGUCCCUCUCUGACUCUUCUCCAACUUCAUCCACUGCCACCACCAAGAGCCUGAGGCACGAGAGACUGUCUAGAUUGAGCUCAACUGGUUCGUCUGACGUCUCCAACGACACGACAACAAACCAUGCUGAGUCAUACUUCUCACGGAGGGAGAACAGACUGUCUGCAAGGAAAAAGGCAGAAGAAGAGACAGCAAACAAUGACUAUAAAAAGAUGUAUGAAAAGGCACUGGCCACCAAUCAAAGACUCAAGUCCAGGCUAGAAACAAGUAAACAGGAACUCGUCAUGAUUCAGGAACAGCUGCAGAGAGCACAGCAGAAGGGAAGAAAGGGCGAAUGUGGGUCCAACAUGCUCGAAACAGAAAAAAAGGAAAGUUGGAGUCUUAAAAAGAAGAUAUCAGAUAUGGAAGAACAAGUGAAGGUUAAAGCAGAUCUAAAGAUGGAGAACCAGAGACUGAAGGAUGAGAAUGGAGCUUUAAUCCGGGUCAUCACUAAACUGUCCAAGUGAGCAGAAAAGGACGAGAUGAAAAGGGAAGGGUGUCAGAGGCCGUAUUUAUAUCUACUAUCUGUAUUCUUUCUGUUGUCAUUGAUGAGGAUACAGGUGAUGAUUCUGAUGCCUUUAAAAGACGACCUUCCUGCUUUUUCAUUGUCAGUUGAGUGAUUGAAACUCGCAGAUACAAAGACACAUUUCACAUCAGGUGUGAAAAAAAAGAUGGUUUUAAAUUCAGCUUCCUUUAAAUGUACUGUAUCUACAGUAGCAACACAUUCCCAAAGAGAAAAUACCAUUUAUAGUCAUAUAUUCAUGAAAUAUUUCUAUAUAAAGGCAA